This is a messenger RNA of Tyto alba (common barn owl), 2194 nucleotides long. It is a transcript of the gene SPAG16, whose product is annotated as sperm associated antigen 16. Gene Ontology annotation, molecular function: protein binding. The record is from RefSeq and is a predicted model, not a curated record. Gene Ontology annotation, cellular component: axonemal central apparatus. The coding region runs from base 22 to 2013 and encodes 663 amino acids. Lineage: Eukaryota; Metazoa; Chordata; Aves; Strigiformes; Tytonidae. Gene Ontology annotation, biological process: axoneme assembly. The transcript has 15 exons.
CAGGACGCGGCGGCAGCGGCCAUGGAGGAGGAGGAGGAGGCGGCGGCGGGGACGGGCUCUGAGGCGUCCUUCUGCCUGCAGAAAUUUACCAUAACAGAUGACUCUAAAGAUGAUUAUCAGUAUGAAGAGGUUCCAGCAGAUGAUGAAUUUAGUCUUCAGGAAGAUGAUGAGGAUCUGUCAAAGGCUUUGCAAGCCAUUCAAGAACAGGCUGAAGAUGCCCACAUUUUAGCUUUGCAAUCAGUUCUGACUUCUGAGAAAUCGGUAUCUGAAAUACCUGAAGCAAUGGAUGACUUCUUCUGCAAUUUCCUCGUCAGAUUGGGAAUGUCCAGAACCCUUAACUGCUUCCAAACGGAAUGGUAUGAACUCAUAGAGAGAGGUGUGUUCACAGCUGAAGAUACUGGACUGGUUCCAGCUGCGUAUACCCACAACCAGCAACUUGAGGCUGAGAAUAUGCGUUUGAGGAAAGAUUUGGAUAACUAUAAACUUGCUGCAAACAAAGUAAAAGAGGCUUUCCUGAAAAUGCAGAAAGAACGUGACUUCCAUCGAAUGCAUCAUAGGCGAGUGAUCCAGGAGAAAAACAGGCUUAUUUGUGACAUUAAAAGGCUGAAGGCACAUUAUGCAUCAUAUGAACCAGUGCUGAAGCAGCUGACUGAAAAAUACCAGACUAUACUGAGACAGAAAAUGUUAACUAGUUUGGAGAGAGACCGAGCAGUUGAGCAGGUUACAGGUUUGCAAGCCACAUUACGAAGUUUAGAGUCUGGAUGCGCUAUGCAGAUUCCUGUCACAAAAGCAGGCCACGAAAUUAAAAGGAAGAAAAGAUUGGAAGGUCCCACCCAGAAAGCUCUUCAGGAAGCCAGGCAGCAAAAAUUCCUUGAUGCUGGAAGUUCUUCAUAUAAUCCCACCAAAGAUGCAAAGAAGAUAAGCAAGACAUAUCCAAAGGAUUCAGAGUUCCCUGUUGAUACUCAAGUGAUCCCAUACCUUGUGCGUGGUGAAGAAUAUACUCAACCUCUGAAAUCUGGAGAGUAUAAACUGAGCAACGUUUUAAAAGUGCACGAUUUAGCAGUGAGCUGCUUGGCUUUACAUCCCCAGAAAGAUGUUGUAGUCACUGGCAGUGAUGACCACCUCUGGAAAAUGUGGGCUUUACCUGAUGGGAACAUCAUCAUGGCAGGUGAAGGUCACACUGAUCGGCUCUCAGGCUGCUGCUUCCAUCCAAGUGGCACCCACCUGGUCACUUCAAGUGGGGAUACCACAGUGCGGAUAUGGGACUUUUCAAAACAUGGAUGCCUUCUGGUUUUAGAAGGACAUACCCACGCUGUAUGGGACUGCUCAUGGCAUUCCUGUGGUGAUUUUGUGGCUUCUGCCUCCAUGGACAACACAAGUAAAAUAUGGGAUGUUAACAGUGAGAGAUGCAGAUACACAAUGUGUGGCCAUAAAGAUUCAGUCAAUAGCAUUGAGUUUCUUCCGUUCUCCAACACCGUUCUCACUAGCUCUGCUGACAAGACUUUAUCUCUCUGGGAUGCCAGAAUGGGUCUCCGUGUUUACACAUUCUGUGGUCACCUGCAUUCCUGUAAUCAUGCUACAUUCAACAUGAGAGUCGUGGCGUGGCUCUGGCGAGCGGCGAUGGAUCCGUCAAGGUUCUGCAACUGGAGUCCGGGCAGCUCUCCAGCCUGCCAGGCCACGACGGCGGCGAAGUGCGCAGCCUUGGCUUCCAGCACCGGGCAGGGCGGCUGCUUUCCGGGGCUGCCGACGGAACCGUUGGCCUCUGGAGCUGAGGACCAGCACACGGCUGAGCGUGGCCUUCAUCUCAAGGUGUUCCGGGGCGGGGGGAAGUGGUUGGACAAACAUAGCAGCAGCGGCUUAGGGUUUUCAUACUUAACGUUUGCAGUGGGAAUAAUCACCCGAGACGAGUGUUACUCUGCAUUUCGUCCAAAUAAAAUCCCCAGUUUCUCCCUCUUUCUGUUGACACAGUGUUUUCCCCAACAUCAAGAAUCUCGGCGCUUUCUGGAGAAAUAGCUUUACAAUGACGCCUAAUGCCAGAGCAGACGAAUUGCAAGGAGAUUGAUAUUUACUGUAACCCACCAGGAGCCACGAGAGCGGGGCGCCCCUUCCCCAGCGCCCGCCUGGGGGAAGAUGUGAAGUUUUUAAUGAUGGGGGGAUUUUUUUUUUUUUUUCUUUUUUUCCCCCCUGCAGCAAA